Aspergillus steynii IBT 23096 is the source of this 1680-nucleotide messenger RNA. RefSeq names its product cation efflux family protein family. The record is from RefSeq and is a predicted model, not a curated record. Gene Ontology annotation, biological process: transmembrane transport; zinc ion transport; intracellular zinc ion homeostasis. NCBI's taxonomy places the organism in Eukaryota, Fungi, Ascomycota, Eurotiomycetes, Eurotiales, Aspergillaceae. The transcript is spliced from 2 exons. The coding region runs from base 113 to 1498 and encodes 461 amino acids. Gene Ontology annotation, molecular function: zinc ion transmembrane transporter activity. Gene Ontology annotation, cellular component: membrane; Golgi apparatus.
GCUUGCCUUUCCUCCUUCUUUCCUCCAUUCCUGACUCUGCCCUGUCACAUACCGAGUUCCUGAAUCUCCCAAGCGGCGCAGGCGCCCGUUAUUGUCUCGUCAGGCGCCUCCAAUGGCGUCAAAUCUCCCCAUUCCUCUCCCUCCGCGCACUCCCACUCCGCCUGUCGAUGACCCUCCGAGCGCCCCCAACCAUGGCUCCAAUCCAGGGGCUCUCGACCAGGACUCGCUGUCGCCGCUGGUAGACACGUUUGCUCAGUCGCGCAGUGGCCCGGAGACGGGAGGUCUCAAGCAUUUGAGUCCUACGCGACCGACUUUCAAUCUCAGCCCGUCCGACUCCUCGGUGCAGAAUGGCCAGAGCGACCCUGAUCCACCCGGGCCAUUCAAUUUCCAGACUGCAACGAUGGCAAAGAGCCCGGUGAUCAAAUCCAACAUUGGCCAGCGUCGCGGACACAAGUACAAACACAGUAGUAUCUCGCACCAGAUCUUCUUAGAACCGCCCCCAAGAGCACCCCUGGCGCUGCCAAACUCGCUACCCAUCCCAACCCUGAAGGAGUGCCGUGCCAGCAUGUCCAAGGAUCAGAAAACGCGAUUUUGGUGGAGUGUAUGCCAUAUGUUUGUUGCGGCGUAUACACUCUGGAGUGCGCACGGAUCAUUGGCCAUGACUGCCCUGUCCCAUCUGAUCCUCUUCGACUCAUUGGGUGCAAUGCUUUGCGUGGCCGUGGAUGUCCUGAGCAACUUCGAAGUCUGGAAGCGAUCUAGCAUCCGGCAUCCCUUUGGAUUGGAACGGGCGGAAGUGCUGGCAGGGUUUGCCAUGUGCGUCCUCCUGCUCUUCAUGGGGAUGGACCUCAUUUCCCACAACCUGCAACACUUUCUCGAAUCAUCCGGCCACCAACCUCACCAUUCGCAUCCCCACGAUCGUGUGACAGUGGGCAGUGUGGACGUCACUGCCGUGCUUGCCGUCUCGUCUACCUUGGUCUCCGCUAUCGGCUUAAAGAACCAUGGACGGAUAGGGAAGGCGAUGCGGUUUGGAUACAUCGAGUCCCUCCCCUCGGUGCUCAGCAACCCGUCCCAUUUCCUGACACUGUCAUGCUCCACGCUUUUGUUGCUCCUUCCUUUGGUGUCCAUUCGCUUGUACAACUGGCUCGACGUGCUGCUGUCGGUGACGAUCUCCAUUUCCAUGUGCGUUAUUGGCGUGCGGUUGGUCAAGACGCUGGGGUCGAUGCUGCUGAUGUCCUACUCCGGUCAAGGAGUAAACGAUGUCAUCCGGGACAUCGAGGCGGAUCCCUGCGUAUUCGGGAUCGACGACGCUCGGUUUUGGCAGGUUCAUUAUGGCCUCUGCAUGGCGAAUCUGAAGCUCCGGGUGUCCGGCACUGAAGAAAAUCUGACGAGACUCCGCGAGCGCAUCUCCAGCCUGAUUAGAAACCGGCUGGGCGGAGGAUACGGGUCUGGUGGCCAACGAUGGGAAGUGUCCCUGCAGUUUACGAUAGAGAGGGCAUGAUUGACACGACGACCAGCUUGGUUUGCUGGCAUGACGCGACCAACAUCUGUACAUGAAUAGGCUAUGCAUCUACUUAACAUUGCAUCAAUACAUAUCAUUGACACGGACCUUGAAACAUCCAUCAUCUAUCUGAAAUUCCAUUCUCUAGCAGUGUCUUGUCCUGAUAUCCUUCUCACAUUCAC